This is a messenger RNA of Spinacia oleracea (spinach), 3175 nucleotides long. RefSeq lists its product as uncharacterized. The coding region runs from base 581 to 3175 and encodes 864 amino acids. The transcript has 8 exons. The record is from RefSeq and is a predicted model, not a curated record. NCBI's taxonomy places the organism in Eukaryota, Viridiplantae, Streptophyta, Magnoliopsida, Caryophyllales, Amaranthaceae.
GAAUCAUUGAAUCUGUAUCAAAGUUGCAAGGAUAAUUGAGUUAAAGUUGAGGAUUAUAGAGUUAAAGUUAGGAUUUUAGAGUUAAAGUUGAGGGUUCUAAAGUUAAAGUUUAGGAUUCUGUAGUUAAAGUUUAGGGUAAUUGAGUUAAAGUUGAGGGUUUAGAGUUAAAGUUGAGGGUUCUAAUGUUAAAGUUGAGGGUUCUAAUGUUAAAGUUGAGGAUUCUGUAGUUAAAGUUUAGGAUAAUUGACUUAAAGUUUAGGAUAAUUGAGUUAACUUUAACUGUGAAUAACUUAACUUUAAUUGGUAAUAGUCUAACUUUCACGUUUUUACCUUUCUACAACUAAAUUGAGUCUUUCAGUCUGUUUUAUUUCACUGUUGUACUUUGUUGUGUUAAAGUUAUAGUUUUAUAUAAUUAAGUUAUGGAAAUUGGCAUAAAAGUUAAGACAGUUUUCAAUCAUUUAAGACUUAACUUUUCUAUUAAUAUCUUAACUUUAACAGUUAAAUCUAUUACUUUUAUAUUUACAAAUUUUUCAUCUAAUGGGAGUUUAACUUUUGCAGUGAUUUUUGACAUCAUUGAAUCAUGCCGAGAAGUAAAACUGUUAAUGUGAAGGAGAUUUUACAAGAAGAUGAUGACAUUCAAUAUCCAGAUUCAGAAAAUAUUGAAUAUGAUGACGAUGAUGACGAUGUUGUUUAUGAAGAUGAUGAGGAUGUUAAUACUGAUGAGGACCAGGACGAGAACUGGGAACAGGAUGAGAACGGGGACGAGGACGAGGACGAGGACGAGGAUGUUAAUGCUGGCUUGGUUAAACCGACAGGCAAAGGGAAGAAGAAGCCGGGAGUCAUGGUUAAGAGUGAGUUGGUUGAAAUAAAAACCAAAGGGAAGAAGGCAAGGAUUAAGGCUGAGGUUGAUGCUAAUGUUCCUGUUGAUGCUGAAAAUGAUGUCCAGAUCUUGGAUGGGGGUUGCAGUACUUCAAACUUGACUACCCAGUGUAGACCAACUGCUUUGUUAGCUGUCAUAGAAACAUUCAAUUCAAAUCAAAUUAAGUCUGUUUCAGAAAUUGGAUUCGGUUGGUUGUUAUCUUUACCUACGCAAACUUCUAAGUUAGAUACAACAUUAUUUCCCUGGUUGAUUGAUCAUUUUGAUCCUGUUAGUUGGUUGUUUAAAAUUGAAGCUGGAAAGGAAUUCAUAUUUAGUCCAUGUGAUGUGCAUGAUGUGUUUCUUCUCCCAUUACAUUCUGACAAUCCUAUUGUAGAUAGCAGCACUAGGACUAAGGAUGUAGGUUUGAAAAAUCAGUGGAGAGACUACUUUAAAGUUAAAAAAAAUGCAACCAUUCCAUUGCGUCUGUUGGAGAUUAAGAUGGGUGAAUUAGUGGAAGGUGGAGAAAUGUUCAAGCGAAUAUUUGUGAUUUUUGCAUUCUCUGUUUUCUUAGCUCCUAUAGCUAAUAGGACUGCUGAUUUGGGUUUAGUUAAAGUUCUUGAGGAUGUAGAUGAAAUAAAGAAUCUUGAUUGGUGUGGAUAUGUCCAUGAGAGACUUUGUCGGGCUAUUAGGAAGCAUAAAACUUCAGGCUGCCAGGGUAACGUUGGUGGUUGUUUAUGGGUUUUACAAGUUGUCUAUUUUCAUCGCCUUCAAUUUAGAGGCAUUGCAGAGAGUUGUAGUCUUCCGUUGAUGAAGCAUUGGUCUGGUACUAAAAUUCAUGAAAGGCUUGUUUUGGAAAAGGAUUCAGCUUGCUUUGGCAGUGGUUUAUUAAAUACAGUGACCUACCCUGUUUGUCAAAAGUUGGGUUUUGAAGAAGGUUUUGCCAAGAUUUGUGGUAGGCAUGAUGCUGUGAACGAUGAUGAGAACCAUAUACGGUUCGUCAUUCCUGAUGGGCAAUUGUCAAAUUCAGCAAUUCAAUCAAUUUCAACUGAUGAAAUGCAUGCGGAGUUUUUGAGAAUGAAGAGGAACUUGGAAAUUGUUUCAAAUUUUCAUUUGAAACAACUUGAAGCUGUAGCAGCACUGAGGCGACGUUCAUCUCCAUCGCUGCCGGAUGAUGAUUUGGAUCCAAGGUAUUAUGCCAUGAUGCAAGAAUUGGCUGAGAUGGUAGUUUCAGUUCAGUCUAUGCCAGGAGGUUUGGAGAACAUAUAUUGUGAUGGAAAACCUAAUGCUAUACCUCAAGAUGAUAGUCCAAAUAAAAAGAUCCAAGGAGUUCUUGAUGAAAUUAAUGUCAAUGAAACUGCUAACAAGACUGCUGUACAGUGUGAAGAACCUCGUAUUGUUGAUGCUACCACUGAUCCAGCUCAGCAGACCAAUCAAGGCGCAACUUUGGAGGUUGAUGUACAGCCAAGCUUAUCUGAGCAGCUGGUUGUACCUCUUCCAAUUGUUGAACCUCUUCCAAGUGUUGAACCUCUUGCAAGUGCUGAAACUGCUCCAAAAGAAUUAAAAGUUUACGAGCCUACUGUCGGUUAUCAUUCCAUUAUACACUCUUCUUUCACUGAUGGCAAGGCUAAAAUUGGAAUUCCAUGUGGAAAGGUUAACACUGAACCAUUCCUUGUCGGACAUUUCAUGCGUUUCUACAAGAGGAACAUGAAACGUUUGCCCGAGUUGUAUCAAGAAGUUGCUGAUUAUUGCCUUCUGGAUGAUCCUGUCGUAGUGAAGGCAGAGGAAACUUUGGUCUGGUUUGAUACCGUACAUAUGAUUCAAAGAGAGGAUAUGUUGUCACUUGCUGAAGAUCAAGAGAUCUAUUUGUCUAUUAUUGAGUGUUGGGCAUUAAUGAUAAAUGCAAAUGAAAUGCAGCAUGCCUCACCGCCUUCAAAAUUCUGUUUUGUUGUCCGCCAAAGUGAAAUUUUGGAACUUCUUUGGCAAGAUUCAACUAACGAGGCUGCUAUGGAUCAGCUUCUAAUUUGUUGGAAAGAGUGGAUUGAUAUUUACAACAAUGGCUUUGACAUCACCUGUGUUGAUCUGUGUGAUCUCCUGGGUACUUUCCUUGAUGAUAGAGGCAAUAAUCAUGAAGGUGAUAUUGGAACGUACCCCAUGGAGGAGAUUGAGUUUGAUUGGAAGACUGCAAAAGGUUCUGACCUUGAUUGUGGAAUUUAUACAAUGAUUAGUAUGUUGACAUUUGAAGGAACCAAAUGUAGCUGUCCUGAUUUGAAAGAGAAGUUCUCAAUAAACUUGCUGAUUUCAAUUCCAAACGAGUAG